UCAGGUGAGGUUAUGUAAAGGAACGACAGUCUUAAUAAAUAUUAUAUAUAUCUAUCUAUCGAUUUAACUCAUUUAUUAGUAGUCUUUUGUAUAUCAAUGCGUGUUUUGUUUUACAGCGGGAUUUUUUUCUUGUAUUUGUGUGGUUGUAUCUUAUAUACAUUAAACGCUAAAUUGUUCGAUCAAGCAAAACAAAACUAGGAAAAAGAAAACAGAUUCCUCGACUCUCUUUAUUCGGUGGAAUAAAAUUUCCUCCAAAUUAAUUAAUAUUACUUUGCAUUUAGUAAAACCUAUGGAAUGUUUUUGGAUUUUAUUCAGUUUUGUGUAUUUAGCAACUUCCUUCAAUGUGAAACAAGUAAAACUUGGGGAUCCAGUAACACUCCUGUGUAAAGGACAACAGAAAAAAGACUAUCCAGGAAGGGUAGAAUGGAGCACAUCAGACCAAAUGGUGGCUCAGUAUUCUGCUGGGACUUUUAAGCCUGGCCGAGGUUUUGAAGACCGCGUGCAUCUCCCUGACAAUGGGACGCUUAAGAAGGGGAAUUUUUCACUCACUAUCUCUCCCACAGUUUAUAGUGACUAUGACACCUAUGAGUGUUGGUAUGAAAAUGAACACUUGAACAGCUGGACUCUAAAAAUUAUGACCAGCUUGCCAGCAACAUAUGUGAUGCUGGGGGAUGCAGCAACACUCCCUUGCUACGCACGUAUAAACAGAAACACACCUGAGAGUGACAUUACUCUGCAGUGGACUAAAGGAGAUGAGAUAGUGCUGAGCAUUAAAAAUGGAAUUCUAAGGAAGUUCAAGAAUUUCCAACAAAGAGUUACUGUUACACCUUCCGAGAUCCGAAAGGGCAACAUCUCUCUACAUUUCAGUGAAACGUAUCUCUCUGAUAAUGGCACAUAUACAUGCCAAAUGGACAACAAUGUCAAGCACGUGACACUUCAACUUACAGCUUGUCACAGGACAAUACCAGUUGCUCUUGGACAAGCACUCUUAAUUCCACUACAUACUGAUGAGAACGUAAAUGUUCUCUUCCAAAGACCACAGAUUUCACAAACCUACAUUGUUAUAUGUGAGACAUCCUGCAACACCAUGGACUGGAGUAAAAGACUUUAUGACAUGGAACUUAAAAUAGUUAGAAAAGAACAUAUUGGUACAUAUAAUAUAAUGCACAGAAGCAAACAUCAGACCAUCUGUACCUAUGUCAUCGUUUCACCUGAGAAUAUUAAGAAUAACAAUGAACUUACAUGUAACACAAAUCGUGUCUUCAUUGCAUUGAUUGUAUGUUCUUGUAUUUAUUUUUGUGUCAGAAUCUGAACAUUACAUUGAUAUUAUUACACUGACAUUUAUCAAACAACAUUAAAUUGGACCCAUUG
Molecule: messenger RNA, 1371 nt
Organism: Electrophorus electricus (electric eel)
Lineage: Eukaryota; Metazoa; Chordata; Actinopteri; Gymnotiformes; Gymnotidae
Biological process (GO): cellular response to lipopolysaccharide; negative regulation of T cell proliferation; T cell costimulation
Cellular component (GO): external side of plasma membrane
Source: RefSeq, a predicted model, not a curated record